This is a messenger RNA of Salvia splendens (bonfire salvia), 3859 nucleotides long. Its product is annotated as mucin-17. Lineage: Eukaryota; Viridiplantae; Streptophyta; Magnoliopsida; Lamiales; Lamiaceae. The coding region runs from base 175 to 3633 and encodes 1152 amino acids. The record is from RefSeq and is a predicted model, not a curated record. The transcript has 5 exons.
GUGCCACUGCAUUAAUACUUUCUCUCUAUCAUAACUCUCUCUCUCUCUCUCUCUCACAAAAGUCCUGCCCUUUUCUUCCCCCCCUCUCUCUCUCUAGGUUGCGGUUAUUGAAUUUGAUCUCCUAUAGUCUCUCUCUCUCCCUCCCUCUCUCAAUAAAGUUAAUUUCCUGAGAAUAUGGAUGUUCAAGGCUACAAGAUCACUGUCACUUCUGCCGGGCAUGAGGGCCACGGGGUGCACCAUUGCCACAAAUGUGGAUGGCCUUUUCCAAAUCCACAUCCUAGUUCUAAACACAGAAGAGCUCACAAAAGGGUUUGUGGAACAAUUGAAGGCUACAAAAUCAUUCACUCAGAAGAACAUGAUAAGUAUUUGGCCUUUUCAGAUGAUGACCAUGCCUCUGAUGAUGAUGAGCAUCAGAGCCCAGGUCCAGAUAUUGUGAAGAGAAAUGCUUUCAUCAGUGGCGGAGUAGGUGCGAAGUCGAACAAAUCAGAAGAUGACGUGUUUUCUGAUGCACCAAUGGAGUUUUCAGACAGUGGUAUUAGUCCUCAGUUAGAGGCACCCGUUGAGAACGUGGGAGAAAUGGGCAAGAGUUUGGAGCAUAAGGGUUUGGAAGGUGAUGUUUACGGGAGUGGAGUUUUGGGGAUCAAGGAAGCUGCUGAAACAAUUGAACAACCCAAUGAUGCAACAAGUGAGGAAAUAAGUAAACCCAGACCCCUCUCAAACGGAAGUAGCCUCCUAGACAAUGCCAUGCCAAUAAAAGAUACUGCUGCAGAAACGGUUUCUGUUGGACCAUCAUAUGAUUCACACCCUGAACGUGGUCUUCAAGGUGAUGUACUACAUGGACCUGAUACCAAUAUUCAAGUACAAGAACAUGACUCAGCUUCUGUUUCUUUGGACCCUGAAGAACGUAAUGUUCUGGAUCAAACAAUAGCAGCAGGUAAAAGUCAAGAUGAAUCGUGUGAUAAGUUUAUUUCUGAAGGGGCCAAAAAUGAUUCCCCCCCUAUAUCUGAAUCUCUUCAAAUGGAUGCUCCUGAUGCGGUUAAUAGUGUGGUCCAUUCUGUCGAAAAAGGUACCUCCAUCAAAACAUCCGAGGUUGCCCUUGUGGAUGAGACUUGUAAAAGCGUAGAUGCUUCUGCUUUGGAGAAAGAGCUCUCUCAUUCUAGUGAGGUGGAGAAAGUGCUCUCUCAUUCUACUGAGGCUGCCCUUGUGGAUGAGACUCGUAAAAGCAUAGAUGCUUCUGCUGUGGAGAAAGAGCUCUCUCAUUCUACUGAAGACAUUGGGUCCAGUAAAUCUGUUUAUGGAAGUACUUUACCUGAGGAAAGUCUAUUGAAUACGUCUUUGGUUGAGCCUAACGAGAGCACAUUAGCUUUAGAUGUUACUGAGCACUCUGACGUGGCUUGUACUGUCUCCUCGAUUGACAAAGAAGAGAUGCCGAAAACCACCUCAGAUGCAAGUGAUGGAGAGAAGUCUGACAUGACCAGUGGUUAUAAAUGUCAAAACCGAAGCCUGGAAUCUAAGCACUUGAAUUCUCUUGAAGCAAAUUCCGCCCCUGGUUCCACAGUUAAUGCCAUUCCAUGUGAAGAUACUAACAUUACAAUGGGAAAGAAAGGUAUGGAUCAUUGUGUAGAAAGCACUAACAUCACAAAUUUGGAAACUGGGAAUGAAAAGGAUGAAGGAGUUUCUGCAGAAGUAGAAGUGAUCCCUGAUUCUACACUGCCUUCAGAAAAAUUGGCUGACCUUCCAAGUUCAUGUGUAGCUGAUGGUUAUGCAAAAAGUUCACAAGAACUAUCUGAAAACAAUUCCAGUUCAUUGGAAUUCAAGGAUGAUGGUUUUGAGAAUUCCAUUAGAGGAGAUGGUGCAGAUGGUCCUGCUGGAGCAGAUUCUGAGGCUAAUGAAAUUGGUGACAUGAGUUCCUCCGUUGAACACCCAGUGUUGCCAGUAAGUUCAGAGAUGCAGAAUACUGUUCAUGUGGCGACGAAUGUUGUUGAAGUUGAACCUCUAGAUGUUUCUGAAUCUGUUACCAAAAUAGAAGAUGGUAAUGCAGUUUUAGUGUCAGGUUCCGAGGCAAAUGAAAUUGGCGACAGGAGUUCCUUACUAAUUUCCUCGGUGGAACACCCUGUGUCACUAUUAACUUCAGAGCUGCAGAAUAAUGUUCAUGCUGCAACAAAUGUUGUUCAAGUUGAGCCUGUAGAUGUUGCUGAAACUGUUAGCAAAUUAGAUGAUAAUGCAGUUUCAGUAUCAGCAGAAACCCCCGAACACUCCAUUUCAACAGAAUCUACACUGCCACUCUCUGAUUCAGUUUCGUUGAGGGAAAUUGGUGACAGGAAUUCCUCACUGAAUUCCUCGGUGGAACACCCGGUGCCCCUAUUAACUUCAGUGCUGCAGAAUAAUGUUCAUGCAUUAACGAAUGUUGUUAAAGUUGAGCCUUUAGAUGUUACUGAAACUGUUAGCAAAGUAGAAGAUGAUGAUGCAUUUUCAGUAUCAGCGGAGACCCCCGAACACUCCAUUUCAACAGAAUCUACACUGCCACUCUCUGCCAAAGAUGGUACCUGUGACGAAGAAGACUUUAAGGCAUCAGAAUCCAUCACCAACACUGAAGUAACUUCUGAUGCUGGAUCGAGGGAAACUUCAGAAAGCCCUACCCCAAGUGUGCAAGGAACUUUCCCCGUAAGCACAUGUUUGAAGGUUACUUCAUCGGAUGUUAAGCAGAUGCAUUCAAGUGAUGAUCUUAGCACAUUGAAGUCUGUUAACACUAUUCCUGGCGCAGAACAUUCUUUUGAUGACAAGGUUUUAAAAUCAGAGGAAUGUUUCGGGUCUUCUGAAGCUCCAAGUUUAAAACAACCAGUAGCUUCAGCUUCAGAUGUUGAAGAAUUUCAUGGAAUUUCUGAUACAGUUGAUGAUAAGUCUGUUGUUAUUGUUGAAGAUGUCACUAGGGUCGAUGCAAAGUAUGUGAAUACUGAAGCUGAAUGCAAGCCUGCUAAGCAAACGGAUGAUGCAUCUGCAGUUGAUGUAUCCAGUAGUUUAGCUAGCCCGUCUGACAGUCUGGAAGCGAACUGUGGAUCAGUAGUUUCAGAUACAUUCGAAACAAAUUCUCAGAAGCACAAAACCCGUUCCAGCAAAUCAGAUACAUUUGAGCCUCCAUCUUUCAUGACUUUGGUUCAAUCUGGGAGUGAAGUAGAUCAGGGUACUGCAGCUACAGAGAUUGAGACGGUGCAGAACAAUCAGCAACAGAGAUCUGAUGCUCUUGAAGCCGUCUGGUUCCCUUCUCUAACAAAUGUAGUCAAUGAAUCCGAAGGCAGAAAGAAAAAUGAGGAAAUGAUAGCCAAAGUUACAAACUGGAGCCCAGUAAAGCAGCAGUCCAGUCCUCUGAAAAGCCUUCUAAACGAAGUCAAGUCGCCAAACACGAAACAAGUGCCCCUUGCAAAUCAGAAAGUCGAGGCUGAGACUGAAGAUGGCAAUGUGGGUAAAGUUGUUACUUCAGAAACACACAAAACCAAGGAUUCAGAUACCAACAAGCACCUUGAGGAGUGGAACUCUCCUGCAAGAUACCCGAUUGAGAUCAAGAAAGAAAAGAAGAAAGGACGGCCGUUUUGGGUUCCAUUUGUAUGCUGCUCUUCUGCACAUAGGGACCUAUGAUCCCUUGAUCCUUUCUUUAUGUUGAUGAGUGUGUGUUUUUACAAUUAUGUAUUGAUUGUAGUUAUCCAAACUGUGGUGUGAUGAUCAGUGUGGUAUAUAACUGUGGCUGUGAUUUAUUGUGUAAGCCUGCAUUUGAGAUGGCUUUGUUGUAUGUAACUCGAAAUUUAUGUUUUUUUUGCCUUGGAGUUGAGAAAUGUUUGUUGGUAGUCUAUUGAUGGAGACCAAA